Messenger RNA from Exophiala bonariae, 2631 nucleotides. RefSeq lists its product as uncharacterized. The transcript is spliced from 5 exons. The record is from RefSeq and is a predicted model, not a curated record. Lineage: Eukaryota; Fungi; Ascomycota; Eurotiomycetes; Chaetothyriales; Herpotrichiellaceae. The coding region runs from base 1 to 2631 and encodes 876 amino acids. Gene Ontology annotation, biological process: septin cytoskeleton organization. Gene Ontology annotation, cellular component: endocytic vesicle; plasma membrane; cell division site.
AUGGACUCUCUCCGGACUGAGUAUCCCAAUUUCCUGGCUUCAAUGCCACCCGAGCAAGCCAUUACAAUCUUACAAGACCGUGUUUCCUUGAUCGCAAAGAUAAACAAUGAUAUUGCCGACUGGCUGCAGGAGCGCAGAAAAGUCGAAGAAGCAUAUGUGACAGGACUUCGAAAGCUUGCGAAAAGACCACAGCAGGAUGGAGGUGCGGCACUUGGUGUUUUUCAAACAUCAUGGCAGCGCAUUGUCUCUGGCACGGAAAAUCUAGCAGCCUCUCAUGAAGUUCUGGCCAACAAGCUGGAAACAGAUGUCGAAGCGCCGCUCAGAUCCUUCGCCACGCGGAACCGAGAUUCACAAGCCUUGUCGUCUACUCAGGGAAACCUGGCUAUGCUUGCGAAGGAUAUCGCCAAUGCUCAGAGAAAAGCUGCAAAAGGCGGGAGAAGGGCGGAUGGUGCCAAUUCGGCCGUCCAAGAUACAACCCGCCAGUGGGAUUCUCAAGCUCCUUAUGUCUUCGAGCAACUUCAAUCCUUGGAUGAAACAAGAGUCAACCACUUGCGGGAUGUCCUGACCCAAUUCCAAACGCACGAGUUGGACUCGGUCGAGAAGAAUCGCGCGAGCGCCGAGUCAAUUCUGAACGCACUCCUCAGUGUGGAAACUUCAGAUGAGAUCAACUCUUUCGUGGCAAAGGCCACCGCCCAGCGUGAUAGCCUCAGCAGAAGGCGUAGCUCUGCCACUCCGAGUACGAGGCCUGCAAGCUCUCACCUGCGUCCACCACCAACCCCUCCACCACCUCGUCAUGCUCAGGCUGAUGACAGGAGAAGUCAACGAUCAAUCUCAACUGCGGGCCAGGACAGGUUGGCUCCCUUGCCAGACGUUACACCACAAAAGGAGAAGACCAGUAAGUUGGGCGGUCUCAAACGUCUCGGUACAGUCAUGGGCAGGCGGAAGAGCACAGCACCACCUGCACCGCAUCAAACCUCCAAUGAAGAGAAAAGGAAAACUCGAUCAUUUGUCCCCUUUAGGAGAGGAGACUCAUCUCGUAGUUUCCAAGAUCUAGAAGCUUCAGGUCCAGAUCUAACACCAAGUCCUUCUCAGGAUUACCAUGUGCCAUCACCUGAGAGGAGACACGAGCCACCUGCACGCAUGCAAUCGGAAGAUUCAGUUCCUAUGACUCUCACAAAUGGGACUGGCCCAUCGCAAUCAACUGAGGCUUCCCACCUAGAAGCACCUUCGACUCAGCAUGUUCAACCUGAGUCUCAGCUUCCGCCACCCAUACAACCUACCAUCCAAGAACCUUCGGCUCCUGCGACUCCAGCCAAAGAUCCCAUAGCGCAAGCCCAACGAGACGCUGCUGCCGCCGCUCUAGUUGGCGAUGAGUCGUCACGCAAUUUCCAGAUACGUGAUCAACCAAUUCAAGAGGACGAAAGUGAAGCUCAAAUGGCAUUGAGCAGCAUCGCAAGCCAAUUACGAACGCAAGCGCAAACUUCUGGCAUUAAUCGUGUCCAAGGCAGUAUGCGAGGGCGUAGAGAUGUGCGAAACACCAUGUUCAUUCCAAAUGAUGCGUUGGACUCGAUACCUGCAAUUCCGCAAAGCGGGACCCCUCUGACAAUUCCUGCUGCAUCGACUUCGAACGAGAAUAUUCUUGCAUCACCUAUACAAAGACCUCCUGUAGCACCAGCUCUGCACGAGGACCAUGGUGUUGGUUCCGAUACGACUUCUAUCUACUCGUCCAGAAGUCUCGGUGGACCUACAAACCAUGCUGACUUCCAUGACCCGGGACUUAAUGUUUCUGUCCUCGAAACUGUUCACUCAUGGUUCACUGAGUCCGGUGUGAGCAAAGCAUUCGUUCUCGGAGAAAUCGCAUUUGCAUACAAUACGACAGGUGCGGGCGAUGCUGAACACGAAACAAUCCGCCUUCAGCACUUUGAGCUUCUUGAUAAGGUAGCUGCCAAUCCAAUAUACCUGACACAGAUCAAGGGCGGUGGCACGGCAUCUGCAGAAGAACAAGCAGGGACCUAUACCAUCGCCACCUCACCUAUCCGGAGACCUUCGCCGCUAGUGGGACUCAAAUAUCAACUACAUCUUGAAGAUACCGCUUUGGCACAAUACAGCCCUGUGUUAGUCACCCCAGCAUGGCAGAUCGUUGAGGGUCAAGUCAGUGUCAUUGUUCUGUACAACCUCAACCCUUUGUUCGGCAACGAGGCGAUCAACUUGAAGAACGUUGUGAUUAGCGUCAACCUCGACACCUCCGGCGAAGGAACAGGGAAAGCAGUCUCAGCGAUGAUGUCUCCAACCUCGGGUGCCAGCUUCAAACGGAGAACAUCUGCAGUAGUGUGGAAACUCAACGAUCUUACUAUCAAGGCAGAGCAGGAGAGACUACUGGUGAGAUUUGUGACUCAAGGAGGCUUAGCAAAGAAAGGUACUGUCGAACUGAAAUUCGAAAUACCCGGACGGACUGCAUCAGCCAUUGGCGUGGAGAAAAUCUCUCCACCAAGUGACAAGGAGAAGGAAAUCGACCCAUUCGCUGACGAUGGCGGCGAAGGAAGUAGUGCUCGGGGCAGUGCUGACGAAAAGAGAUGGGAAUUGCUCCCGGCACGAAAGAAACUGGUCAGCGGGCGAUAUACCGCCAGCUAA